GCUGCUGGCAUAGCUCUACCACUUCCCAUCCCCAUCACAAGCGGUCUCAGCGCGGUCACCAGCGGCUCAAUCAAUCCAUCGUCCAUCGUGCUAAAAGUGUUUGUGCCGCCGCCAGGCUUGGUUCCCCUUCACCCGCCCCCUCCUGUCCGAUACUCGUGUUCUAGGUGAAUUGUCCUCGUAUUUAGAAAUGUGCCCGCAGGAGUCGCGACUAGCUACCGUGCUCUCCCCGCACAAAGUAUGCUCUGACCCUUGUUGACAAGGUGAAGCAUCCACUCACCCCCGCCCCCACCAUCGCCUCUUCGAUCGGCGGCACAUGCUCGACAUGGACACUAGUAUACCUGGUGCUAGCGACUUGAAGGGUCUGAGCGAGGUGUCCUUGAACGACCACAAGAUGAUGAGGCUUGUGAGUAGGAGAAUACCUCCCACUGCGCUUUCACACUUUGUGAGACCCUUUUCCCCACCAGGUUCCUACACCUACAGAUCCGCUACAGCCAUCGGUCCCUGUUGCUUGGCAGACCCCAUUCGGAACAGGCGCGUGCGGAGCCGAGUGCUCUAGAUAGCUGACAGAGAAUGAACAGAGUUGCACAGGAAGAGGAGGCGGUCCCAGCUGUAGAUUAUUUUGCAGCACACGAUAGACGCAGAACACGGCGAAACAGGUUAGAGUUGUCGUGCGUUG
Molecule: messenger RNA, 676 nt
Organism: Dichomitus squalens LYAD-421 SS1
Lineage: Eukaryota; Fungi; Basidiomycota; Agaricomycetes; Polyporales; Polyporaceae
Exons: 2
Source: RefSeq, a predicted model, not a curated record